Ustilago hordei is the source of this 3411-nucleotide messenger RNA. RefSeq lists its product as uncharacterized. The coding region runs from base 1 to 3411 and encodes 1136 amino acids. NCBI's taxonomy places the organism in Eukaryota, Fungi, Basidiomycota, Ustilaginomycetes, Ustilaginales, Ustilaginaceae. The transcript has a single exon. The record is from RefSeq and is a predicted model, not a curated record.
AUGUCACACUCACAUGUCCCAACAUUAGCCAUGGCCUCGCCCUCUCCUAACACCUCGACUGCUUCUUCAAUCCGAGCCGGCUCCACAGCAGCACUCCUCAACCCUGCACGCAGAUCCUUUCUAGACGAGUCUGCGCUCUCACCUCAAGAAUACAUCGUCUACCUCUCAAGCUUUGCAAGUAUCAAACCUGCUCCCAGUAAUCAACCAGAUCUCAUUGACGAGCAAGAUGGUUUGCGUUACUUGCGCCAAGAAUGUGGCAUGUCAAUCGCCGACGAGCUCGAGAUCUUGCCUCUCUUUGAGCGUACACCGCUAGGCCUGGCAUCUGGUCAUUUUUUCGCCAUGCUUCGUCUGGUAUCAUGGGCUCAACAAGGCAAGUCUGCCACCAAGGAUCUCGUCUUCACUCAGACCAAGCCUGCUCGCAUCGCCCGCCCAAAAAAGAUUUCGACACCACAGAGUGCUUCGGCAGCCACUUUUGGCAAUGUCCAACAAAUCACUUCCCCCGGACCAAGGAGCCUCACUGCCGGCCCAUUACCGCUCCUAUCGGCGUCUGCACCACCGACCAAGAUUCCACCACAGAAGCCAGACUCCAGCACUAAACCGCUUCUGACGCCAGUACGUGAGGAAUUCAGUUUGAAUUUCAACGAGCAACCUGAUUCUCCGCGAGACGCUUUCAAGCCUCCACCUGCCGUUCCAGCCAAGCCGCAGAUGCCCAAGUUGGUCGCUCCCAAACCCAAGUUCGCCAACCCCAACAUCCCACUUAACCUCGAGCAGUCGCAACGCAAGCCAGUGCCUAUCCCGCCAUCCUCGAGCGCAAAUCCAUUCCACGACGGUGCAACAUCCACAACUAGCUACGCAAGCGGUUCUGGUUAUGCUGUCGCAGUUGGAGCCGCCUCAACACUGCCUACCAACAUCUCGACCCCUUCAGGUGCAUUGCUUGGCUUCGAUCCGGCGCCAAAUCCGUUUAAGCAGAGCAAGCCACGCAUUGUCAAGCCUACGCCCGUUCGCGCUUCUUCACCAGCAUCCAACCCCUUCCGAAACGGUACACCAGCAAUGGCAGCCCAAACUCACUUCCCCAAAGUGGUCUUUGACCAGGCAAACGACGCCUCUUCCCAAGCCAGUAGCUCUCGCUCACGUCAGCAGCAUCAGGCCGAUCGUCUUGGUGCCUCGUCGCCUCCACUCCCACCCCGCCCUGGAGACCGCAACCCUCCUCCUCUGCCACCGAGACACAUCAGCCCACUCAUUCAAGCAGGUCUCAAUGCACGGAGCCAAGUGCGCAGAGCCAAGGAAUCGCUCCCACCCAAAACAUUCACCGUCUUGCAGUCGUCAGCAGCCAAGCACGGCGGUCAUCCACCAGCAAAGCCUCGUCUGUUGAACGGUCAAACAGCACCACCAGAGAUCGCUGCUGCCACUUCGCACGCCAAGAAGCGUUCCAUGUCGGGCACAAAGUCGUUCUUGGGUAGCAGCAGUGCACUGAGUCACCCAUUGCAGCGUCGUGAUUCGGAGCAAUCAGCAUCGGACGUAGGACGCAAUGAUACCGAGUUGGGCACUGCAGCCCGUCGUACGUCUAGCCAAUUGCAGCCUGGUAUUAGUGGCGAUAGCGAGGUCGGCGCCGGAAGUUCUAUGGUCUCGCACGGCGUUUUGCAUCAGCAACGGCAACACACAGUCCCUACAGUAGCGCCCAAGCCCAUCUAUGCAAAGAAAGCGGGAUCAGCCAGCGGCGGCGGUGGCCAAGAUUCAUCCUCCUCCGUCUCCAAGGUGAAAGCUACCCUCCCAUCCUGGUUAAAGGAACAGGAGGAGCUCCAACGAGAAGCGCUCGCAUCGGGAUCAGAACCGCCUCCGCCACCACCUAUCCAGCCUACAGAGGGUGGCGUUCGCGGCAGGGCAUCACGCACAGUAGUAGACAAUCUCACAGACUCGGCUGAAGCCAUGUCAGACGAAGCCGCCGCUGCCAACGCCGCAUCCAUCGACCGUCACAACCCUUUCUUCCCUCCUCAUCGCCGAGAUGAAGGUCGCAGUCCCCAUCCCCGUGCUGCCGGUCCUGACGUGGAAGGAUUCGACGACAGCCAAGUGAGCAGCAACCGUCCUCUCGGUCGUUCGAAAACUACUGGUGCAUCCGCCAAUCGCCCUCCCCCACCUCGCCGCCCACGCCCAGCAGGAGCCACCGAUGCAGAUAUUGCUGGAGAAGAAAACGGAUCCGCCGUCUCUUCCAACGCUCACUGGGGCCACUCACUCGAAUCUGGCACCUAUGCAGGCUUCAAACCCAACAAAGAACCCAAGAACUCGGGCGGAUUGCGGCUAGUCCCGCCCUCCAAGCAAGCAAGGAUGCUCAACAUCGCCAACGCAGAACAGUUGGAGAAAGAAGGUAUUCGACCUGCCCAGGACCUGCGUAAGGUUAGCAUCACUUCCACUUCCCAAGAUGACGCCAAUAAUGCCGGACAGCAGCAAGGCGGGGGUGGAGCGAAUAGUGAGAAUUCCUCUGGGAAUGCUCCGAUGAGUCCGACUACGCCUAGUGGAAACUAUCCGACAUCGCACCAGAUCCAACCUAGUGGAUUGAUGCGUCGUCAGGGCUCGCUGGGUUCGACGAUUCGGGAAAAAGUGUCGGAUAUACUCAGACUGCAAGAUCAACCACCGAAGGGUCAGCGUGGGGUCGAUCUGUUAACGCAAGAUAUAAACAGGUUUGUGGAUAAGAACGAAUGGCUUGCUCGCAAGCGCGACUCUUUCGUUCGCUCGACGAGCGGUAAUGCUGCACGAGAGAAGGAGAGAUUGCUCAACAGCAGCGAAGAAGACCGCAUGCACUCCCGCGGUGAGGUUGAGGAAGAGGAGGAUGAUGGACCGCACCCCGACACCGACCCUUCGCAGGAUUUUAAAAGACAUUCCUCCUCGCAUCACAGAUCGAUCUCUGGUAGUGAUGGCAAUCGAGACCCUUUUUCCUCACCACCUCCCAAACCUCACUCACCAAGCGUAGUGCAGUCACACCAACACGAACAUAACCCACACUUGCAUCAACCUCCUCCUCAACACCCCGCCACCACCAAACAGUUCGAUCCUCAAACUGGAGGACUGCGUAGAAGUGGAUCCCUAAACCCAAAGAGAUCGAGUUCUUACAAUUACCCUGCCGCGCCAAGUCCGCCUGGUUUUGGAAGGGACGGUAAUCAGACUUCCGCCGCAUCAGCAACAGCGGCGGGGGGAGGCAGACGUUGGAGCUCGUUCCAUCAACCGCAUAACUCUUUCUCGCAGUUGCAGUCUCACUCUAGCCAAUUCUUGAAUCAGCACCCGCAUCAACACGAGGCAAGAAGAGACUUGAGGGGUUCAGCAGUUGAUGAAGAAGAUGCGGAUGAAGAUGUGGAUGAGGUGAUCGUUGGCGCUAGGGGUGGCACAAGCGAACUUCACAGUGGAUACGCUCAGCUUUGA